AUAUGAAUGCGACCGAGUGCGUAAGAUGGCAACAAAGGAGGGAGGCAAUGUUCUUGAGACAACAUGAACAGGACAAUGCAGCAAUGAGUUCAUAGCCUUCCGAGGCUCCGAAGCGCAUACCCGAGAGGCCGAAGUGAACAAUAUAUAAGAGUGCCCUUGAUCCCGUGAAUAGCAUCAUAAGUCACCACUCGCUGCUUACAGUAUCGCUUGCUCUAGCAUCGUAUUUUAGCCUGAUUGAUCAAACGAAGCUCUCACUUUUGCACUACCGAGCUCUUUCACAAUGAAAAGCCUCUUGAACCUCAUCACUUAUCCGAUACUCGCCCUCGGGGCGUCUAUCCCAAGAGGAACACAGGCAGACCUCUCGGGACCGUUCAUAGCCCGCGCCUGGAGCUCUGAUACCGAUGCCCCCUUCCACGGCGCUCCGAUCAAUGCCAGUGGCGGCAAGUUCUACAUCAAUAGGGACACCAGCACCUACUGUCCGGAUGUCUCGGGCCUGGACUGUUCGCAGUACUCAAGCAAGGAGACUACCUUCGUUAUUGGUGAUGGUAGCACCACGAUUUCCUUGGAAGUCUCCGUCCCCGGCGGCCAGCGAGCUCCAGAUGGGUCGCUUUCUUACACGCAAGCGCAUUCCGCCUAUAUCCCCGAGGGCAGCAUCAUCACAGGGUUCUCGCGUGAGCAGGCCCCGGAAUCCGAUGCUCCCAUUUACCUAUUCAGCGAGCUUCAAAACUGGUAUCUCUGCCCUAUCACCGAGGGUGAACCAAAUGAGAGAACCUAUCAGGUAUUUGCCUCGUCCGAAGACCUUGAAGGUUGCCUCUACGCUGAACUCCACACGGUGAGUACUUCCUAGAAUAAUUUCAUUCCGACUCAAUGCCUUGUCAAGCACAAAGGAUUUUUUCGACGAGAAAUGUUCAGGGCUAGCGGCGCGGAGUUUCAAGACCUUCACUGUCAAGAUGGUGAUACUAACCCCGGUUU
Molecule: messenger RNA, 972 nt
Organism: Xylaria bambusicola
Lineage: Eukaryota; Fungi; Ascomycota; Sordariomycetes; Xylariales; Xylariaceae
Exons: 2
Coding region: 281-847 (188 amino acids)
Source: RefSeq, a predicted model, not a curated record